AUAUGAAAAAUGCAGUAAGUGUCAGUCGAAAACUUUGCAAACGCAGUGUCGUUUCAAUAUUUUCACGAUUCAAUUGAUAAAAGAAUAAUCGGUUUUUUUUAAACAAAAAAUAAUUAAUCCACAGUGUUUUGAAAUGGUAUUCGCUAUGGAAGCUCGUCGUCUGUUAAUCAACCGAGGUCUCUUGACUCAGAUUCGAUUCCUCAAUACAUCAACAUCGGAUGCUGCAGCUGCUGCCGCUGAACCAGCACCAACCAAACAACCGCGAGUGAAAACAUUUGAGAUUUAUCGAUGGAAUCCGGACAAACCAAAUGAAAAACCACACAUGCAGAAAUAUCAAGUCGAUUUGAACGAUUGUGCACCAAUGGUUCUGGAUGCAUUGCUUAAAAUUAAAAAUGAAAUCGAUCCAACGUUGACAUUUCGUCGAUCGUGCCGUGAAGGUAUCUGUGGAUCAUGCUCCAUGAAUAUUGGCGGAACAAAUACAUUGGCAUGCAUCAGUAAAAUCGAUACAGAUUUGAAUAAGCCAUGCAAAAUCUAUCCAUUACCGCAUAUGUAUGUUGUUCGCGAUUUGGUGCCGGACAUGAGCAACUUUUAUAAACAAUAUACCUCAAUUCAACCGUGGUUGCAAAGAAAAACCACCGAGAAAAAAGGUGAUGCGCAAUAUUUGCAAGAUGUUGAAGAUCGUAAACAACUUGACGGUUUGUAUGAGUGUAUUUUGUGUGCAUGCUGUUCAACAUCGUGCCCGUCAUACUGGUGGAAUGCUGACAAGUACUUAGGACCGGCCGUUCUUAUGCAAGCUUAUCGUUGGAUCAUCGAUUCACGUGAUGACACGACUAAAGAUCGACUUGAUCGCUUGAGAGAUCCAUUCAGUGUCUAUCGAUGCCAUACAAUUAUGAAUUGCACGAAAACAUGCCCGAAGGGUUUAAAUCCAGGCAAAGCAAUUGCUGAAUUGAAGCGUCUUUUGUCCGGAUUACAUACGAAACCGGAGCCAAAAUUGGAAACGGCCGCUCUGCAUAAGAAAUGAAGUGUAUAGAUAUUCAAUAAUUAAAGUAGCACCAAUUCAAUCCAAAUGCCGAUUUGUUUCCCAACCGAGCGACAGAUAUAAAUAUUGUAUCCACCAAUUUUGACCAUUUGUUCGUUACUGGCGGAUAAAUUCAAUUCAAUGAAUUUAUUCAAUCACAAGUUGUAAACGAUUCGCUUUUUAUUUCUAAAUAAAUAAGUUAUGGAUUUCAUGUUUGGUACGAA
This is a messenger RNA of Contarinia nasturtii (swede midge), 1242 nucleotides long. It is a transcript of the gene SdhB, whose product is annotated as succinate dehydrogenase [ubiquinone] iron-sulfur subunit, mitochondrial. Bases 134 to 1021 code for a protein of 295 amino acids. NCBI's taxonomy places the organism in Eukaryota, Metazoa, Arthropoda, Insecta, Diptera, Cecidomyiidae. Gene Ontology annotation, molecular function: 2 iron, 2 sulfur cluster binding; electron transfer activity. Gene Ontology annotation, biological process: respiratory electron transport chain; aerobic respiration; tricarboxylic acid cycle. The record is from RefSeq and is a predicted model, not a curated record. Gene Ontology annotation, cellular component: mitochondrial membrane. The transcript has 4 exons.